This is a messenger RNA of Bactrocera tryoni, 768 nucleotides long. RefSeq names its product cytochrome c oxidase subunit 4 isoform 1, mitochondrial-like. Gene Ontology annotation, biological process: mitochondrial electron transport, cytochrome c to oxygen. NCBI's taxonomy places the organism in Eukaryota, Metazoa, Arthropoda, Insecta, Diptera, Tephritidae. The record is from RefSeq and is a predicted model, not a curated record. Bases 48 to 587 code for a protein of 179 amino acids. The transcript has 2 exons.
AAUAUUCAAUAAUUCAAACAUUUCUCAAGGAAACACAUAAUAAGAUAAUGCAGUUUUCACAGCAUCCACUUGAACGUCUUGCGAGCCGAUUUGGUAUACGCUUAACAAUAUGUCGUCAAACUCAUAGCGAUCAAGUGAUGGAACGCAUUGGGAAGCGUGAAAUUGUCGGCUACGGCUGGAAUGGCUCGCCUUGCUAUCAUGACCGCUUAGAUUAUCCGAUGCCAGCAGUGCGUUUCCGAGAACCUGACCCGGAGAUAUGUGCGUUGCGCGAGAAAGAAACCGGCGAUUGGCGGAAGUUGUCCAUAGACGAAAAGAAGCAACUUUAUCGUUACAGCUUCCGUAAAACAUUUGCGGAAAUGAAGGCUCCUACUUCCGAUUGGAAGUUUUCUCUAGGCGCAGCUUUGAUUGCAGUUUCGAUUGGUAUAUGGCUAUCACAAUCUUAUGCUCAUGGCAUUUAUCCAGAAUAUCCUGAAACAUUCGAUGAAAAACGUCGUAGUGCACAAUUAAAGAGAAUGAUUGCGCUGGAGGUUAAUCCCGUUACUGGAUUAGCUUCCAAAUGGGAUUACGAAAAGGACCGCUGGAAGUAAAUUGUUUUGGUAAAUGUAUACUUUAGGUCCGCCAACAAAGGAGGCCGCGAAAAUUACCAUUUUUAAUCGUCUUAUUUUGACGUGAAGAUAAGAACCAUUGUUUUAUUGCUUACCAUAUUAUGGAAUGAUUGGAGAAUGCUUUCACUUACGAAUCUCAAAUUAAAAACUUUCUAUCGAAUAU